This is a messenger RNA of Brassica napus (rape), 4697 nucleotides long. RefSeq lists its product as uncharacterized. The transcript is spliced from 2 exons. Lineage: Eukaryota; Viridiplantae; Streptophyta; Magnoliopsida; Brassicales; Brassicaceae. Gene Ontology annotation, molecular function: zinc ion binding; nucleic acid binding. The record is from RefSeq and is a predicted model, not a curated record. Bases 3188 to 4654 code for a protein of 488 amino acids.
AUGAUUGAAUUAUAGAUUAUAUUUUGAUAGAUUUUCUACCAUGAUCAUUACUGUUUUUUGGUAUGUAUUUGCCAUACCCAGAUUUAGGUUUCCAAGAACCUCAUUAAUUUUGAAGAAUUAUGUACGAUUGAAAUAUUAUUAUGUUUACUUUUCUGUUCGUCCAUCUUUACAGUGGUGGUUGUUAUUUAUUUAGUUUAAACUUUAGAAUUUGAUGCAAUGUAAAACAAACAUUUGAUUCUGUUUGUUUAAGUUAUUUCAUCACACAUGAAAUAUAUAUGCAGUUCAAAAACAAAGUAAUAGAAAAAUAAAGGAAAAAAAGAGAUCUAAUAGUUUCAAAUCAAAGAAAACAAUACCAAACAUUUAACGAUGCAAAGUGGAGAAGAUACACUUUAUAAUUUGAGUAGUGUUUCAAAAAGUGUUUAAACAAGCUCUAUGCUUUGAUUAAAAUUGGAGAACAAGAAAAAGAGUGGUGGUGACGUCUCAAUUGUAUAGGUAAAAACUAUUUCUGUUUUUUUUCAUUAAAAUUAUCAAUGUAGAUAUUAAGAUAAUUAUAAAAAUUUAAAUUGGAUAAUUAAGUCAUUUCAUAAUAUAUAAGUGUAUUUUUCUAAAAAGCUAAAAACUGAUGUAGAUUUCAAAAUAUAAUCUUAUUGGAAGGUAAUUUUCCAAAUUUUCCCAUUAUUAAACCUAAUACUUUUGAAGCGUUGCGUCACUGUAAAAUUAGUAUUUUCAAUAUUUUUUAUAAUACGGUAUUUAGAAUAUUAUUUUUUAUCUUUAGUUUUUUAAGUUUUAUCAAUUAAAAAUAUAAUUUUAAUUUAUUUUAAACAUUUGAUGUAUAAUCAUUUUAAAAUAAUAUUGAAAACUUAAUACUUAUUUUCUUCCCGCGUUCUCGCGGGGGAUCCACGUCCUAGUACAUGUAAUAGUAGAUUAAUACAACAUAUAGUGUUAGUUACAUAUUGUAUUUUACUAGUAUGAGAUUAAUAUUAAUUAGAAAGAAAUACAACCAGAAAUGUCAUAUGAGGCAAAAGAAAUAAAGAAUCAUGAAGAGAGAAAAUUGACCUUUACAAUAAGUAGUGGCAUUGCCUUCUUUGCAAAGACAUAAUAACUCCUGCGUCCUCGUAUCAAACCUCACAAACCCCACCACCUUUGGUAGUUUCUUGGCAAAGAAGGCACUUCAUAGUCACCGGAAACUCAUAAUCAACCCUAAUCCCAUACUCCGGAACCUGAUCAUACGGCCCAUUCCCCGCACCUGCCUUCCUCUAAUAAUACACACUCGUAUACGUCGCACAGCUCUGUAGCAUCAGCCUAAGAGACUGAGUUGCUUUGGGGUAAUACGAGCAACAAGAAACCCUAGAACCUAACACCGAUCCGCAUUCAGGCAAAUGCCUACAUAGAUAGCUCGAGCUAUCGCAAGAAGAGUCACAUUUAUCGGGAAACCUCUCGCAGAAGAGCGGUUUAGGCUCGACGAUGACUUUCUCGGGAUCACAGUUGAAGAACAAGUAGUCGUUUUGAAGGGAAACAGUGAAGUGUGGGCUUGAAUCUAUGCUGAAAGAUCUCGUGGGUCGGAAGCUGUCUCGAUCUCGACAGUUCCACAUAUAUGGGUCCGAGAGAAGAGAGAAGAAGGUGAGGAUCAGAGUAGCUUAUGGAUGGUGUUCUGAGUUGGAGUUUGUUGUUGUUGUCGGAGAAAAUGAGCAUGUGACGGUAAUAAGGGCUUCCACAUUAGGUGGUAAGUGCCUGCAUAUGUUGUAGGUAGAUGGGGUCUCCCCCGGCUUCGUUAGCGGCAGUCCUUGACUCAUGCCAACAUCUUCAAGGCCCCCAUGCUGCUCAUGCUGUAAUAGUCCUAAGCUUCUGAAUCAAGUCAUCAUCUACUCCCUCUGGCGUGAACGGAAUGCCCGCAUCUUCAAAAGCAUAACACUGACCCAGGAGGCGUUCUUCCAUGUCGUCGAUCGAGCCAUGCGUGAUAGACUGCUGUCUUUAUCUCGCCCAAUAGCUGCUGUUGUUGUUCCCUCUCUUUUUGAGUUGUACUUUUGGUUUCUAUCCCCUUAUAGUUAAUGCUACUCUCUUACUCUCUCUACUCUUUUUUCUCUCUCUCUUCUCUCUUUUCUUUUGCUCUUUCCCCUCUGUUUUCUUCUUAUGUUUUUGUAAUAAGUUGUGUUUCACAACAUUGUAAACUCUAAAAAAGUGGUAUAAAUCUUAACAUUUACACCAAAAAAAAAAUGGUGUAGGUAGUCUCAUGAUUGGUUAUUUUCAUAAUACGGAGUAAACCAAAUCGAAACCCUUCAAAAAAUGAAUUUAUCACAACCGACUAAAAAAAAAGAAUUAACCGGACCACACCAAUCUGAUAUGCAAGAACAUCAUCAUUACACACUCUCCGUCUCGGUGGAGCCAUCGAACGUCCCCUCGUACUUGCACGUUUCCACUCAGAAGCCUCAAGUCUUGUAUAGAAAUAGACCUCCAUGAGGUUUGAGUGUUUAUCCUGAAUCGACUUACACUUUACUUUUCCAGGUCGUGAAUCCGGUGUUUGAACUGAUCUGAUGUACAAUAAAAAGAUUGUACAAAAAAAAUCCUUUAUGAGACGAAUUUCUAAAAGAAUAGUAAUAUGAUAAUGGCCGUGAGACUAAUUUAAAAAAAAAAAAAAUCAAUUUAUGUUCUUUAUUUCUUCUAUUUUAUGCAUUAUAUAUAUAGGCAUAAUUAAAAAAAAAAAUCGGGCUACUUUUCUGCUUCAAAACGGCUACUUUUCUCUCUCUAAAACGGCGACGGAAAGUGCGAUUCAUCAACAGUGACAACUUUCUCCGCCUCUCACCGGCGUCUCAUUAGACGUCGGCUACUCAACCAGUGCUCCGCCCCUCCACCGCCGAGCAUAAUGAAGAAGAAGAAACCGAAGAAAUCUCCGUCGAAAUCGCCGGCGAAGUCGCCCCCAAAGGCCCCUUCCAAGGCGGAUUCAUUUUCUCCUGAGACGGAUCUGGUUCCUGGUGCCGUUGAGACUGUUUUAGAUGCCCAAUCCGACUCUCCGGUCGACAUGGAAGCUCAAUAAUCUCACGAUGCCCCAGAUCUGGGCCUGGCCUGCUCAGAAAUCCUCCCCUGUUUGGUUGUGAUCGACGUGACUGUGUCGGAUCCUCCAUCAACCACUCACGUUCCUCCGUCAAAUGCAUGGAAGUCGAGCACUGAUGGUAUACCUCAGAGCCCCUCGAUGUCGGACAAGGAAGAGAGACCUGCCUCUGUCCCUGCCGGGACUACGCACUCAGACAAUGCUGAUGCCAAGACUGUGUCUUUGAGCUCGCAUUCUGUCCCUGAAACACCUGAGAACCAAGUCUCAGUGGUUCCCAACCCCCUUGAAACGCUAGCCGUUCAGUCUCUCUCUGAUGGUGACCAGAACUUGGCUAAGGAGAUCUCAGUUGAGGAAGGCAAAAAGGAUUCAACCCCUCCUCCGAAGGCUGUGAAGCAGAACCCUGCCCCCAAAACUACCCCAGUAAACGAUUGGUGCAACCUCGCCAAAGGUCUAGGGAAGAGACUAUCUAAAAAAGGAGAAGCCUUUACCCUUCCUUCGGGUGAAGCUUGUAUCAAAAUACCAAACUCAGUUAUUGAAAAGAACAUGAAAUCGUGGGAAACUUUUGUGCUAGGCCAGUUCUAUUCGGAUCCACCGUCUCAGGGUACUCUUCAUAACAUAGUCAACGGGAUCGGGAGCAAACACUACCGUGACAUCGUUGUUUCCAAGAUGGAAGGGUUCGCCUUUCUCUUUCGGAUACCAAACACAGCGACUAGAGCCAGGGUUAUAAAUCAGAGACUAUGGCAGAUUGAAGGUCAGACCAUGUUCGUUGACAAAUGGGAGCCUGGAGUGGUGCCUGCGAAGCCAGAGCUAACUUCAGCACCUAUCUGGCUGGAGCUGAGGAAAGUUCCUUUUCAGUUCUUCAACGAGGACGGAUUGGAACGCAUAGCUGGCCUUGUGGGUGACCCGAAAUACCUUCAUCCUAUGACGAAAAACAAAACGAACCUAGAGGUUGCUAAAGUGUGGACUAUCAUAGACCCCCGGGUCCCAUUACCUGAAGCAGUAAACAUUCAGUUUGAAUCCGGUGAAAUUAGCAGGGUCUUGGUCUCUAGUCCUUGGAUGCCGCCGGUUUGCGCUAUGUGCAAAGAGAUUGGGCACGUUGCUAAGAGAUGUCCGUCUGUGCAGAAAGUUCCUAUGCUUUGCGCUCAAUGUAACUCGAAGAAUCACAACCUUGAAAACUGCCCGCUGAUCCGCAAGCAGGAGCCUAAAGGGAAGAAGACUCGAAGAGGUAAAUCCAAGGAAAAUCGGCAGUGGAGGGUAGUUGAGCCGACCACUGAUCCCGCAAAAUCACCCCCGGUGCCUCAACAAACAGAACAGACACAUACAAAGAUAGGCCAUAGUUCUCUAUUGGGCACUGCAAAAGAUCAAGUUCAUGGUGAAUCGAGUGCUACUCCAUCCUACCUCCAGUCAACGCGUCCAAGAAGUUCUUCUCGCGCCUCAAAAUCCUCUAACUCAGACAUUCAGCCUGACUCUUCGGAUGUUGACACCUCAGAUUCAGAGCUAGAGGAAGGUGAACUCACUCGUUUUGAACCGGAUUUUCAACGGGUCAGAAAUAAAAAGCAAUUUUCAGGUCUGAAGGAUAACAUGGGCAGGGGUCCCAAACCCAAUUAGUAUUAUGUCGACGGACAUUUUUUGUUGGAAUGUACGCGGGCUA